Messenger RNA from Anneissia japonica, 5861 nucleotides. RefSeq names its product serine/threonine-protein phosphatase 4 catalytic subunit. The transcript has 10 exons. Gene Ontology annotation, biological process: peptidyl-serine dephosphorylation; double-strand break repair via homologous recombination. The coding region runs from base 228 to 1151 and encodes 307 amino acids. Lineage: Eukaryota; Metazoa; Echinodermata; Crinoidea; Comatulida; Comatulidae. The record is from RefSeq and is a predicted model, not a curated record. Gene Ontology annotation, cellular component: nucleus; cytoplasm. Gene Ontology annotation, molecular function: protein serine/threonine phosphatase activity.
CGUAACAACACGUUUCCACAUAAUUUUGUGUGGUGUGAGAGAGAGCGAGAUCAAGGUUGAUCAAUUUUGUCUGUGUGGUAAUUUUCAAUGAUCUUAGCUUAUUAAUGUAUUAACUCUCUCAUGUUGUGAAACAACUGUCUUAGUUUGUGUUGAUUAUUUGCAGCCCAGCUGAAGUUUUGAGCUGAGUAUAUCCACUGUUGAAGUGAAAACAAAAGAAUUGGAUAAGUAUGACAGAUUGCAGUGAUUUAGACAGGCAAAUAGAACAGCUAAGAAGAUGUGAAAUUAUUAAAGAAAGUGAGGUGAAGGCACUUUGUGCUAAAGCCAGGGAAAUACUAGUGGAAGAAGGGAAUGUACAGAGAGUAGACUCACCCGUCACAGUUUGUGGUGACAUUCAUGGCCAGUUUUAUGACCUAAAGGAACUGUUUAAAGUUGGAGGUGAUGUGCCUGACACGAAUUAUCUUUUUUUAGGAGAUUUUGUUGACAGAGGAUUUUACAGUGUAGAGACAUUUUUAUUGUUAUUAGCACUCAAGGUAAGAUAUCCAGACAGAAUAACACUUAUCCGAGGUAACCAUGAAAGUCGGCAAAUUACGCAAGUAUACGGAUUCUAUGACGAAUGUCUUCGAAAGUAUGGGUCCAUAACAGUUUGGCGUUACUGCACGGAAAUCUUUGACUACCUCAGUCUGUCAGCAAUAAUUGAUGGAAAGAUUUUCUGUGUACAUGGUGGCCUGUCUCCAUCUAUCAACACACUUGACCAAAUACGUAUUAUUGAUCGCAAACAGGAGGUGCCUCACGACGGCCCUAUGUGCGACCUUUUGUGGUCCGAUCCAGAGGAUACACAAGGUUGGGGGGUAAGUCCAAGAGGUGCUGGUUACUUAUUUGGUAGCGAUGUCGUUCAGCUAUUUAAUGAGACUAAUGAUGUGGAGAUGAUAUGUCGGGCCCAUCAGCUUGUUAUGGAGGGGUAUAAAUGGCACUUUAAUGAAACAGUUUUAACAGUCUGGUCAGCACCCAACUAUUGCUAUAGGUGUGGUAAUGUGGCAGCCAUACUGGAACUUGAUGAACAUUUACAGAAAGACUUCACAAUAUUUGAAGCAGCCCCACAGGAGUCAAGAGGUAUCCCAGCCAAAAAGCCACAACCAGAUUACUUUCUGUGAUGAUGGUAAAUGUCAUCCAACUUUAUUAACUCAUCUUAAUUACUAAUCAAAUACCUUUUCCCAAUUACCAGGAAAAUAAGCGAUAACUCUUGAAAAAAACCAAUCAGAACUUCCCAUUCCAAACUCAACGUAGAGGUGAAAUUAUCUUGUGAUGUAGAAGAGUAGUAAUCACAACAUGUUGAGAAAUUUAGUUCUCAAGUGAUUAAGAUAAUUAGUAAACGCACUCUUUUAUUGGUCCUAUUAUUUUUUACUUCAAAUCUGAAUUAAAACCCUUUCAGGUAUACUCUAGAUUUUGACAGAAAAGAUUUUUAAUGAUGUUUCAGAAGGUGAAGACGGGUAAAUUACAAAAAUUUUUAAGUACAGAAUAAAAUUGCCAGUGGCACAUAAUGUAAUGUGUGCUUGUAAUUCUAUGCAAUGGUUAAACGUCCCUUGGAAUCAAUUUUACCAAUGUGCUUACCUGGAUAAGAAUGGUAGAGUCUUAAAUCUUGAUUUUUCUCUUCAUUGAUUUUGGUUGUACCAUUGUAGCUUUAGGGGAUAUUACAUCUGUUCCUUUAUAAAAAAAAAAAAUUAUACGUUGAGUAUUUCCAGAUUAUGAAAUAGGUGCGCAUUAUUCCACCAAUAACAAAGAAUCUGAUAUUCAUGCAGAUUUGUUUUAUUAGAAUUGAAAUUGAUGGCAGAAACAUGGUGAAAUUUGCACAAGAUUUUAGUCCAGUUAUGUUUUUUUUAGUGAACAUGUUUUAUUGUGAGUGAGUAUUGUUUUUUUUUAUAUAUGUAUAUGUGUAUGAUUGAAGGUUUUAUGGUGAGUCAGCAGGUUUUGCCAAAGAUUUCUCACUGGCUCCAAUUGGUCGGAAGGGCCUCAGUGUGUAUUAGAAGGAAAGAUUGACCAUGAAUAUUAUUAGUAACAUAAUUUGUUGUAAGAACUCAAAAUAUUGGACUAACCAAACAAAGAAGUCUGGUGAUAUAAAAUUCAUGGUAAUGGGUGUUUCAAUAUAGGUACAUUAUAUUCAUAUAACCUUUGUGCAUUGGUUUUCAGUUUGUCAUACAAGAUUACAACCGUUUGAUCUUAAUAAAGAGAGAUGUGAAUUGAUGGGAGGGGGUGGGGAGCGAUGAUAUGGAAAUGGAGCUGAGAGAAAUGGAUAUUGGAGGGUAGUGAUGGUGGAAAAUGGAUGAGAGGUGACAAGUUAAGCACAGCAGUCACUGUAUAUCAUUACUGCAUUUUUAAACCUUGUCCAGCUGUUUUUGUCAAAGAAAUUUGAUAGUGUGGACAAAACUUUAGUUUUCUUCUUGUACAUUGAUUUUUCUUGUUUACAUUUACCACCUCUAUAGGAUUCUGUAGCAGCAGUUUUACUUUUGAAAUGCAAGGAAAGGCGCUGUAUAAAUUACUAUUACUUUAAUAUUUUAAUACUUCAGAUCAUAUGAAAUGCCUGAAUAUAUAGUGGGCUCAAAAGUAUGCAGGCUGUAUAGGGCUUCAUCUUUAUCAUCAUUAUUGCCAAUUACUGCAUCUUAUGAUUAUCUUAAUCAUUUAUCACUGUUAUCAUCAUUACCAUUAUCACUAUUAUUAUCAAAAUCAUAUCACAAUUGCCAAAAGCAUCACUGUCCUUAUCAUCAUCCAUCAUCACUUUGACAUCAUCAUUGACAUCAUUAUCAUCAUGAUAACAUCAUCAACAAUGACAACAAUAUCAUCAUUAUCAUCAGCAACAGCACGAUCGCCAUCAUUAUCAGCAUCAACAUAACAACAAAAUCAUCAUUAUCAACUUCUUCAUCAUUUUAAAACUCUCAAAAAUGUCCCAUAUUAUUGGAUACUGGCUACUACCUUUAGAACAUAAGUUUGAUCCUAUCAUUUCCAUUACUGGUAUUUCAUAAUUUUAAAAUAAAGAAAAUCCUUAUUAUGUUACUGGAAUAUUGAUCAUCAUAGGUCAUAUGUAACCAUGCAUUUGAUUGCGAGAUAAAGACAAAAGAACAGCAUAUUUGUCGGUUUUAUGUUUUGUUAGUUUUAAAUAUAGAGUCUAAUCCUUAAUAUUCACUCUUAAAUUCAUUUCAUUUUUUUGGCUUUUCAAAGUGUCAGAAAUCAACUUUUACCUUUGUCACUGAAAUUGAUGGUGGAAACUGAGAGCAAAAUGUUCAGUGUGAUGGAUUCGUUCAAAGUGAAUGUCAAAAGUUUAACAGACUUUAUUUUAAUUAAUUACUUCAGCUAUUAUUCCCUGUCCACACUGUUGCAUUUUACAUGGCAAUGUUGUGUGAUGUGCCCAUAUAUAGACAUGAUGAUUUUAUACUACAUCCAAAGAUGGGUAUAUCACAUUUAUUUGUCACAUCAAAUUUGAUGGGGUUGACAAAGCUUGUAGUUUCUGUGAUUCAUCAUGAAGUGUGUUUUUUGUUUUUGUUAGUCAUAAUCAAGUGGAUUUGAACCUACAAUCCAUAAAAAUUAAUAUGGUUGAUUAAAGAAACAUACAAUUGCCACUUUCUCUAAUUAUGUGCAUGUUGGCAUUUGUCUUAAAAUUGAAUAUUCUUUUGUAUCUUAUAAUACAGCGUUUGUGUUGUCAGUUUUGAAUAGUGAUUGGAAUUGGAAGCAGUAAAGAUAAGGGUGCAACAAUUGUAUGUUAUGAAAUCAUGAAUAAGAGACGUUGAUUGUGAUAUUGUAAGCAAUGUGAAUAUGUUAUGGCGAUUUAUUCUAUUUUAAGAAUCUAAAAUUAGUAAAUUUUAUUCCGUAAGCUUGCAUGGCACAACUCGGCUACACACACUACUGCACUCAAAAUUUUCAGUGCAAAUUCAGCUUUUUGAAAAUCACUGAAAAAUUGUUUACACAUGAGCAGAUUUUGCUGAGCUUUUUCCACAAUAGGUUGGUACUUAACAUAAUUUGUAUGUAGUUAACUUCACCUGAGUACAAUCACAUUUGCUUGUGUGCAUUUGGUUUCUAAAUAUACUUGGUAAGUUUACCUUUAACAAUUAAACUCUGUAUAAUCCUCCUUAUCUCACAAUUUACAAUUUAACAAUAUUGAUAUUUGUAAAAAAAAAUCUUUAAAAUAGUGAAUUUUCAUCAGUUUAUUUAUUUGUACGCUAGAUUUUGACCCCUUCUAAAAACUGAUAAAUGCGAUAAGCUUUGAAGAUACUUGAAUGCCAAAGAUUGGGAAAAUUUGUAGAAUGAUUUCAAUAUCUCCCCUACCAUUAGUAAUGUUGUUGAAAUUUAAAAUUUGUAUAUCACUUCAAUAAUUAUGAUCCAGAUCAUAUAAACUGCAGAUUAACCCUGUCUUUAAAUUAAUUGCAAAAAAUUAUUUAAUUUACUUGAUAUUAAUUCAGAUCAUUGAAAUUUCAGCACAUUUAUAUAUUCUUAAAUAAAUUGUUUGCAUUAAAUUCAUUAUUCAUAUUAAAUUUAUAAACUGAAACUAGUAAUUUAUUUCUCAGUUAAACCAAAAUUAAUAAUUUGCAGAGAACUUUUCAUUGGCUAGUAAAUAAAUUUAACAUUUUUUUUCCAUUAUUACUCUUAAGUCAACCUGUUAAAUCAGUAUUUUUUUUCUGUUUUAGUAAAAACAGGUUAGUAUAUAAUCUUUUAAUGAGCAGUUUAUUGUUUUAACUGAAUGUUCCUAAGUGUUUUUUUCGUAGAUGUAAUCACAGUAUCUCUGUAAAUUGUGCACUUAAUUUAAACAUUUAAAAAUAAAACUACUGUGCCAUUUCCUUACAGUAAUGAGAUAUUUUUAACUGGACAUCACCACAAUUUGUGUGUGCGUUCGGUUUUCCUCAAUAAGAUACCAAUAUUUGUCAACUUUAUCUGGGCUUCAAGAAAUUGAUUUGACAGAUGUAGAGGUUUAAUGUCACUGAUAUAUAUUUAAGUAUGCAAGUUAGACCAAAUCAAAGCCUAAUGCGAUUAAAUUUGUGGUAAAGCUCUUGUAGUGUACACAAUGAUCAAGUGUAUAACGCCUGCUAUAUAUAACAUUAUAUUGUAUUUCAUGCACAGUGUUCUAUUGUCAGUUUUAAAAAUAUUGUGUCUACUUAAGUUUAAAUCAGAAAUAUAUUUCUAAAGAUUUGAAAUUACCAUUUUAUUUGUAUAUUAAUUUAAAUGUUUGUUGAUUCUUUUUUAUUGCAGCAUUUCUAGUUUCAUGCACAAUAUAAAAAUAACAAUUACUUGUAUUGUCCACUUUGAAUUAUCUAUGAGUUAGUGUUUAUUAUAAUUGAUAGAUCUGCUAAGGUCAUGUAUUGCAAACAUCGGUCAGGUUUAAAAUGCCUUCAAUCUAUUUUAUUGUUGUAAAGUGCCCCAAGUUAGUUUACAUUUGCACAUUACCAAAUGCUUUGUUAUUUUGUAUCAGGCAAUAUACUUUUUUCAAUAGCAUCUUCAAAAUAGUCAAUCAUUUGAACACCUUAAAAUUUAUAUGCAUCCCAAUUUGAAAUAUUCCAUUUUCUCUAUUUAAGAAAUAUUUUCUCAUUUCCCAUAAUGUUGGUAUUAUAUUUGUGAAAGGCACAGUAGAUAAAUACAGAUAAAGGGUCAAUUGUUGAAUGUAACAUUAAUAAGAUCGACCAAUUAUUACAUACAGUAAUUAAUGUAUAAGAGUUUACAAAUUUAUGAGUGCUUGCUCUGUUAGAAAUUGAAAUUCAGGUGGUAGGAGUCUGACUUAUGGACAUUUGCUUCUGAAGCUCAACGUUUUAUCUGUGUCUGUUGAUAAAUUAUUGUUUAGUUUUGUCCAUUUUUGUAAGAAAAAUGAUAAAUUGAUAUGAAAAACA